Prosopis cineraria is the source of this 1414-nucleotide messenger RNA. Its product is annotated as cell wall integrity protein scw1. The transcript is spliced from 9 exons. NCBI's taxonomy places the organism in Eukaryota, Viridiplantae, Streptophyta, Magnoliopsida, Fabales, Fabaceae. Bases 59 to 1039 code for a protein of 326 amino acids. The record is from RefSeq and is a predicted model, not a curated record. Gene Ontology annotation, molecular function: mRNA binding.
GGUACCAUACAUCCUUCGCGUUGGGUUUGUUGGUACCAACAGGACUUCGAGCUCACACAUGGCCGGUGCAGGGAUCCAUCCGUACCACCAACAAUGGCCUCCAGCAGCCGCCGCUCCUCCUCCUCCACCACCAGCCCCCGCUGCUGCCGCUCCGCCUCCUCCUCUCUCUCAUCCUCAUCCUCCUCCCCCCUCCGACGAGGUUCGAACCAUUUUCAUAACAGGCCUUCCUGAUGAUGUAAAAGAGAGAGAAUUGCUGAAUCUUCUGAGAUGGUUGCCUGGAUACGAAGCUUCGCAAGUAAAUUUCAAAGGGGAUAAACCUAUGGGUUUCGCUCUCUUUACUACAGCACACCAAGCAGUUGCGGCUAAAGAUAUUCUUCAGGACAUGGUCUUUGAUACAGAGACAAAGUCAGUUCUGCAUACAGAAAUGGCCAAGAAAAAUCUGUUCAUUAAAAGAGGAAUAGUGGCGGAUUCCAGUGCGUAUGAUCAAAGCAAACGAUUAAGGACUGCUGGUGAUUAUACACACACUGGUUAUACAAGUCCCUCUCCUUUUCACGCACCUCCAGCACCUGUUUGGGGGCCACAUGGAUAUAUGGCUCCACCUCCUCCAUAUGAUCCGUAUGGAGGCUAUCCUGUUGCACCAAUACCAAUGCCUGCUCCUGCUCCUUUACCAGCCCCUAGCAGCUAUGUCCCUGUUCAGAACACAAAAGAUAAUCCUCCAUGCAACACCUUGUUUAUUGGAAACUUGGGUGAAAAUAUAAAUGAGGAGGAACUAAGGGGCCUCUUCAGUGUACAACCUGGCUUCAAGCAAAUGAAGAUUUUGAGACAGGAGAGGCAUACAGUUUGCUUCAUUGAGUUUGAAGAUGUAAAUAGUGCAACCAACGUGCACCAUAGCAUGCAGGGAGCUGUUAUCCCCAGUUCUGGUUCUGUUGGCAUGCGAAUACAAUAUUCAAAGAAUCCAUUUGGAAAAAGAAAGGAUGCCAACCACCCUGGUGCUGCCCCCAGUGCCAAUGGAGCUCCACCAGCUAUGCCCUAUCAGUAGCGUGAAGGGGAUGUACUCUGUUCUUUUUGCUUCGAGCACCUGCAUUAUAGGAUGCAUCUUGCAGCUGUUGCAUGCAUCCAUCAAUUAUCAAGUCAUCGCCAUUAGCAUCCCUGCUCAUGUGAAUGAAUGCAAAUAUUGGCAUCAUAAACAUACAUUUGGCCAUGUUAGACUUGAUUAUCAGACAUGCAUUUCUCAGCAGCAUGUGCUGGUGCUUGGAUUACUUUCAUAGGUUCAGGUUAUGUUAGUUUAUAGAGCUGAUGCAUGGGUUUGAAUUUUGUUAGAUUUGUGUGCUCCGUGUCAUAUAAUACAUUCUGUACAUUGGCAUUAGGAAUGCUUAUUUGAAUAGGCAUCUUGAGAACUUGACUAUUUUUUUCA